AGAGAGAGAUGAAAACUCGGUAGUGCCCUUAGAAGCUGCAAUGCUUUACACAUUGCAAGGACAUUUCCCCUUUUGUUCUGCAUACAGAUUCUCCUACACAGGCCCGCGUGCCCUCCUGGUUUUGCCUCUGUUGUCAAGGGCAUUUGUUAACCAGUGUUGAUGAGAUGCAUGUUCAGCGUUGCCAGACAGAGCGGUCGGGCAGGCAAGCAAAGUUUAGUGCCUCCACAAUACACGAGAAAGUUGCAAGUUUUUAUAUUCUUCCUCCUAACCUUUAAUGUCAAUGAUAGUUCUAAGCUAUACUUUAAGUACUGGCUAGAUUAGCUUUGGAAGAAAGUAUAUACGCAGUGAACAGAUAGGGAAACCAGCUCUUACGAGUACAAGAUAUAUAAGACUGAACAUUGUUAUUAUUGCUGCUGCUGCUGCUUAUGUUCUAACGGUAGUGCAUGUUGUGUUGGUAGCGGUGAUAGUGAUGAAUAGGAAUGUGUUGGUGUGUUAAGUAACGAAAGACUUAUAAGCAUAUCCUAAUUAAAAAAAAAAAUGAAUGAAGUUUCAUUUCCUCGUGUGAUGUAAUAUCUACCACAUUUUAAGCCUAAGAAAUCAGUGAAAGCUGAAUGGAUAGCAGAGAAACAGUUAUCUUGAAUCGCUGCAACACACCACCAACUGCCGUCAAGGCCAGAAGCAACUGUGAAGAAUUAAGCCGCUUAUGAAUCAACAUUCUUAGUUAUUACCAAAAAAAUCAAACCCUCAUAAUUAUAAUUUACAUAUUAGAGAAUAUAAUUAAAUUUACACUUACAUCUUUUCAUGACAUGUCACUCAUUUACACGUUUAUGAUAAUUACUCAACGAUUUGCUACUCUAAUAAAACUCUGUAUAACAAAUUUACCAAGAAUAAAAUAUAGAAUCAUAUGCCUGGCAGUUGCGCACGGUAAAAGUGUCAUACAGCUUGCCGUGGGUAGCUUAUAGUAGUACAGCUGCCUCACACUUCGCGUUGCCAUCAAGUGUUUAUUCCUAUAGUUUUCGAAGUAUUCAAGCAGAACGAGGAUUUGAACUCCAAGCAGCGGCAGCAGGAUAGUGAUUGCGUAGUGUUUGGCCGUACGUCUGUGUGUCGCGGAGGUUGACUAUGUCUCCCUGAAUCCUGAGAGCCGCCACGCAAAACUAGUGAGUGUUUGUAUGCAAGGCGAGGCUGUGGUGGCGGCGGCGGCGACGUGGAGGGAGAUGGUGCCAGGUUACGGGAAUGUUUGAACCCUGACUCACUUCCAUCUCCCACCAGAGCUUGCAAACAUGACAAAACUUAAAUGGAAACAAGGUUGACCUCGGGCACUCUCCUAAAAAAAAAUGCGAGUGAAAUGUGUGCAGUUGUAAAUUAAUGUUCAGAGGUAUUUGAGAAACUUAAACUCGCUUGCACUAAGAGUACUCCAUCUCCUUGACAGUAACCAACCCACCACAAAACGUACACCACAGCACCGCUAUCUCAAGGAUCAAAAUAAGUGUAGUUCAUAUUCUAAUCAAGAACGUGAGGAGAUCUGUUGAGGGACUGGGGAGCCGAAAGGAUGGCGGCAGCGGAGGCGGGCCAUGUGCGGCGAGGGAUGGUGAUGGUUGGCCCGACUUACCUAUACAACGGAGCCCAGGUAUGCGGAAGAAGGACGGGCCGCACCUGCAUCUUCCUCUUGGCUUCCUUUGGUGUUGCCUGUACUCUGGUUGGCCUUGUCUUCUUCACGGCAGACCUCAGAAUGGAGAGCGAGUUGUGGAUAGCGGGUGUGGUGUUCAUAGUUCUUGGCGUGGCUCUGCUUGUGUGGUUCAUUACGUUGUGCUGCGCUGCACGUUGCGCCUUCAAGAAGCUGCCAGCCUCCCACCCAGCCAGAGCCAUGCCAGCCAACGCCGUCCUGGUCACGCCGCGAUCCUCCACCUACCAGUUGCUGCCCAUGUCACCUAACAGGAUCCAAGUGACCCAAUCCACGAUCCCCUCCACCUCCAGGCUGAGCACGCAGACCCUCCCGAGUCCAGCCAGUAACAAGCCCAAAGCAGUAAGAGCAGCAGCAGUGUCCCCCACCGCUUUCCCGACCUGGGGCCACGCGGGGCGCAGCAGGGAGUACAUGCCGGGACAGAUAGGGUUGCAUCACACAAUGUACUCGUGGAACAACACUCCGGACUGGAGCAGCAGCAUUCCACGAGACGCAGGGCACGCACGGAUGAGUCCACAUUACAAUAUGGUCAAUCCUCUGGCAGCCCACACCCUGACACGUCCCUCGGCGCCGCGGCAGGAAAACUACACGAGAGGAUACAGUGCGCAUUUUCCGUCUCUACCGCACGGUUCGUCUAUGUCUGGAUAUGUGGCAGAUGACAGUCCACCUCCUUAUCACACUGUCGUGUCUGGGCCCUAACUGUUAUUAUUUCUUCCCUUCUAUCUAUCUGUCUUCCGUAGUCUCGAGCUGUAUCUUCAUCCCAACCCUUUCAUUCCCUUGUGUUUUCCAGUCUCUCUCUGUCCACUUCCUGAGUGUAAUCCACGACUACUUGUUAUCUGUUGGUCUUCUAGUUGUGCCAUAACUCUGUCUACCACCUAUUUCCUGCCUUCAUCCUUGACAUUUUCCCUGUCCUUCUUCUCCUCCUCCUCCUCCUCCUCCUCUACUAUCCUAUCCUUUUAAUCACUGGCUUUCGUUUUCUUAGUUAUUUUCUUACUAACAAUGAAGAUUUUAGACAUUAAAGUUCUUACUAAAUAGUGUUUUAUGAAGAUCAUGUUGUAAAUGCGUGUAAGGAAAUCACUUGUCUGCAUUGUGUGUUUGGAUGAAGAAUGACGCCAAAUUGUACAUAAGUAUGGCCUUUUUGUAUAUAUAAAAAUAUCAAUAAAGUGUUUGGUUAUUACUAAUA
Molecule: messenger RNA, 2864 nt
Organism: Portunus trituberculatus (swimming crab)
Lineage: Eukaryota; Metazoa; Arthropoda; Malacostraca; Decapoda; Portunidae
Exons: 4
Coding region: 1550-2380 (276 amino acids)
Source: RefSeq, a predicted model, not a curated record